Messenger RNA from Limulus polyphemus (Atlantic horseshoe crab), 657 nucleotides. RefSeq lists its product as uncharacterized. NCBI's taxonomy places the organism in Eukaryota, Metazoa, Arthropoda, Merostomata, Xiphosura, Limulidae. The record is from RefSeq and is a predicted model, not a curated record. The transcript is spliced from 3 exons. Bases 1 to 657 code for a protein of 218 amino acids.
AUGUUAGAUAGAUUUUUUUUACCCCUUAAAGCUGAAAGUUUUCUAGAUGAAGAAGGAUAUCAGAAGUUUUUGAAUAAAAGGAAGAAAAUUAAGAAAACUGAAUCAACUACAACAGUGAAUGGUAUUACUUCAGAAUUGCCUACUCUGUCGAAAAGGAAACGUAAAAAACUGAAGAAGAUUCAGAGAAGUUCUGAGUAUAAAUUGGGAGAUACAACAACAACUGACAGUGUUAAAGAUGAUAGGUUGUCAUUAACUGGUGAAGGUAACAGUAAAAACAUGAUACAAAAAAUAAAAGAUGAACUAGAUUUGGGGAAAAUAAAAGAUGAUGCCAGUUUGUCAAUGGUCAGCAGUGGUGAACAAAUAACAUUAACAAAAAACAGCAAAGACAGAGCAAACCCAGAGGUUGUAGUUUUUCAAAAACAUCUCAAAAAGAAGUCAAUAAGUUCAGACAGAAAACCUGAUGAAGAAAAUGAUUUAUUUGAAGACCGUCCAGAGCUAGACUUACAGAGAGCUCGUUAUGAAGUUUUAAAAUUUGGAAUUUCUGGUUUUGAGAAACAGAGAAAAGAUGAAGCUAGAAUAGCUUUAGCAAUAAAAUUAGGUGCAAAGAACCGAAAAUUAGGCUUAGGACCAAGAAACUUAUCACAAAAGCAAAGGUGA